UUUUUUUUUUUUUGUCGAGGGGAGGGAAAUGACAGAACUUGGAGACCAAUUUACUCCUUCCUCCUUUUACUCUUCUGCCAUGGAUGUGGUCGCUCCUAAUGAAUGAAUGGCGCAUUGAAGAGGAAUCAGGUUGAUUUUCAUUGAGCGCUGUGACUGAAAAGUGGACAUUUUUGUUGGCUCUUUUUCUUGUGUGUGCUCCUGUGCUGUGUCGUGCUGUUGGUUAUGCUCGCCACACUUGUCCAAGCGCUUUCUCCUCCGUGCCGCUGAAGAGGAAGGAUGGCUCUCCUGGUCUUGCUCCUACAAACCGGGCUUGUUUUGGGCUCGAACUACGGAUAUGUGGAGUGGUCGGACAUCGACCGAGACGAAAAUACAGUGCUUGGCACCCAAGUCAUCAACAGGGAGCCGCCCCAUCACCCGACCUAUUACCACUCGCUGCCGGCCACCGAGCGCACCGUGGUAGCGCACAAGAUCGAGGAGGACCUCCCGAGGGUGGUGACGGCUUUCCUCCACAGCGGCGACUCCUCGGCGCUGAGGCAGGUCAACUGCUCACGGAGGUACGAGCUCAGCAGCCUGCGAGGCGGCCUGCACGUCGCCUCCCACUACUCGCUGCACGGCAUCCUGGAGACCAUGACGCACGCCACCAACUUCUUGAACAUGAUCCUGCAGGCCAACAGGUCCGGAGAGGAGACCUUUCAGCGCGACCUGCACUGGUAUCACGCGUUGGUUCGGAGCAUCCUCGAGGGGGACCCCAAAAUCCACAGAGCUGUGGUGACCUUCCACGGGGAAGCGCCGACGCCGAGCCCUCACGUCUUUCUGCAAGCAACCAGGACCGAGAAGGAAGUGGUGCUGCAGGACCUCUCCAGCUCCGCGCACCGGCUGCUGAGGAGCAGGAGCCCCGAGUCCGAGUGGUUCAACGAGUUUAGGGAUGGAAGGAGAGCACACACGCACAGAAGAAGAUCUGAUCCCAAGGCUGGAGUUUACCUGCUGGACAAGAACCACAUUAAGUGGUCUGCGCCUUACCUGGAGUGCGAACAUGGGGCUUUUGUGCCCCAUUGGCUUCUCACCUUGUCAGCUGGCUUCUAUGGACUCAGGAGGGAUUCUGCACCAGAGUUCAGGGGUGUUGUCCGUGUGGACGUGAACCUGCAGGAUGUGGAUAUUGACCAGUGCUCCACCAGCGGCUGGUUUGCGGGGACACAUCGCUGCAACCUCACCAGCAUGCAAUGCACGCCCAUCUCCGGCCAUGGAUUUGUGUUGGACAAAUACAAGUGCCAGUGCAGAAGAGGAUUUUACCAUCCGAGUCUUGUGGCGCUCAAUGGCUUUAAAAAUAAGGAGCGGGACCCUCACAGAGAGGACACUUCUGAUGUUUCCGUUAAGUGCCUUCCUUGCCGCGAGGGCUGUCCUGACUGCAGAGACAACACGCCCUGCCUCGCCCAGGAGGACGGCGGGCUGCGGAUGGCGGUGGCCUCCUUCCAGGGCUUGUGCAUGGUGCUGGACUUGGCCAGUAUGGUGGCAGUUUACCACCUCAGAAGAAAUAAGAGUAUCCGCACAUCUGGAUUCAUUCUGCUGGAAGCAAUGUUGUUUGGGGCGUUACUACUGUACUUCCCCGUGAUGAUACUGUACUUCCACCCCAGUGUCUUCCGCUGCAUCCUGCUGAGAUGGGUACGCCUGCUGGGUUUCGCCAUUAUGUACGGCACCAUCAUCCUCAAGCUGUACAGAGUGUUAAAGGUGUUCUUGUCACGCACUGCCCAAAGGACGCCCUACAUGACCAGCUGGCGAGUCCUGAGGCUGCUGACGGUGAUUCUGCUGGUGGUGCUGUGGUUCCUGGUGGCCUGGACCUCAGCGGUGUGCCAGAACCCUGAGCUGAGUCGGGCUUUAAUCACAGCUGGCUUCUCACCAGAAGGACUGCAGUUUCGUAUGUGUCUGUUAGACCGCUGGGACUACAUGAUGGCUGUUGCGGAGUUCCUGUUCCUGUUUUGGGGCGUCUACCUGUGCUACGCUGUCCGAACAAUCCACUCGGCCUUCCACGAGCCGCGGUACAUGGCGGUGGCAAUCUACAAUGAACUCCUCCUAUCGGCCGUCUUCCACAUCAUCAGGUUCUCUCUGGCACCCGGCCUUCACCCUGACUGGAUGCUGAUGCUGAUCUUUGCCCACACACAUCUAACUGUCACCGUGACUGUGGGUCUGCUUCUUGUCCCAAAGUUCCUGUCCAAAGGGACUCAGGCCCGGGAUGACAUUGCCACUGAGGCCUAUGAGGAGGAGCUGGACAUCGGGAGAUCUGGUUCUUACCUCAACAACAGCAUCACGUCGGCCUGGAGCGAGCACAGCUUGGACCCUGAGGAUAUUCGGGACGAGUUGAAAAAGCUCUACGCUCAGCUGGAGGUCUACAAACGCAAGAAGAUGCUCGCCAACAACCCUCACCUCCAAAAGAAGCGCAACUCCAAAAAGGGCCUCGGCCGUACCCUGAUGAAACGAAUCACAGAGAUCCCCGAGACCAUGCACAUACACCGCCAGUGCAGCCGCGAGGACGGCAGCGAACACGGCAGCAACCGCAGCACUUUGAGGAGAAACCACAUGGAGAUGAGUCAUCACGGAAAAGCCCGAGAUGACUCUCUGAAGAACAAAGUGAUAGGCUUGCAGAAGUCGCUGAGCUAUGACCACGUUUGUGACCAAGAUGAGGAAAAUGGAAGCCAAAGUGGCUCCACAGCAGGAGACAAAACGACUCCAGUGGGAGGUGUCGGGGAGGGUUCUCUUCUGGGUUCCCUCAUUGGCCGCAAACAUUCCAAGAAGCAGCUGGAACCGGCCGCCCCGCCGCCCAAGCUGGAACCGGCCGAGUCGACAGAGUCAGUCCCCCUCUUCUGGAAAUCAGCCAGCGUUCACAAUUUAACACAUGAAAAGAAACCUGUGCACCUGCGCACCUCCAUCAUGCAGAAGUCUCUCAGUGUGAUCGCCAGCGCCAAGGAGAAGAUGCCGGGGCUCGCCGGCAAGACGCAAAGUGUGGAGGACGCCAGCAAAAAAGGUUUGAAGUGUCAGGAGGGCAGGAUGCUGUCCGAGGUGGAUGAGACUCCUGAGCAUUAUCCCAAAAUGAUCGUGAGCCAGUCGGUGGAGUAUUCCAAGACACCCUUGAAGAUGGGCAUCAUGAAGCAGCAGGUGAGCGGCAGCCAGCCAUCAAUUUGCUCUGAGACGGGCAGGAACUUGUAUGAUGUUUCCGAAGUUUGUCCCUGGGAGAUGGAAGAGCCUCAGACACCCUCCGAAACCAAGACCCAGAAACAUGUUUCCAUCGCCCCAGAGGAAGCCGAUACAAGCCGAAGAGGAAGUAGCAGCUCUGGUAUCAGCAAAAGUAGUCGGUCUCAGCAGAGACCGAAAACUGGACAGUCCCCUUCCAACAGACGCCGUUCUAAAGAUAGAGGGGGGGAAAGGGAGGAGGUCAGGGAGACGAGGAAAACUCGUGUACCCAGGUCACCUCUGCCUCUCAAGCCAGAUGUGUCCGCCUGGGAGUUUGACGAGCAGCCCAUGCUGGAGGGGGUUUCAGAGUCCAUUUCGCCAGACAGAAUCCGGCGUAAAAAGAGCGUCACCCCCACUGAUGGGAAGCCUAAGGCACUUCACUCAGACCACUCCAAGUCCACCGGAAGCCUUUUGCAGCCUCCCUCCUUAAUGGUAGAGAUCUGCCCUUGGGAUUACUCCAGCCCGCCCUCUCCCAAGCAGGAGAAGACCUGCAGCAGCCCCUCCACACACAAGAAAAAACGGAAAGGUUCCUGCUCAUCCACUCACAAACCGGAAAAGGAGAAGGGGAGGGAGAAACCCCGAGAAAGACGGAGCUCCUCCAGCAAGCCAGUGUCAGAGAGAAGGCGUAUUAGCCAGUCGUCAGAGUGUGGCGGUCCGGUCUCUGAGCGGCGGAGGAGCUCCAGCAGAGACCCAGAGGGGAUAGAGGUCAGGAAGGCAGAGGUCCUCUCUAGAGAGACCGAAGCCUCGCACAGCAGCUUUGGUCAGACUAAAACCUCAACUGACAGGAAGAAAGAGAGGAGUUACAAACCUGCAGUUGUUAGCGCUCCAAAAAUGGCUGACGUUUGUCCCUGGGACUUUGAGGACCAAGACCGUGGGGAGAGGGCAUGAUGACUGAGAUGUCUUGUUUUUUUAUUUGUAUUCACGGACUCCUGACCAAUCAACAAAACCAAGAAAAGGUUGAAAUGUCUGAUUGAAAAGACCCAGACCCUCAUUCAAGUCUGACUUGUGCACUUUUCAGGAAGUACGUGGCAAUCCUUUUUUACACUGAAGGACAUUCUUAAACACCUUUGAUUGUGACAUGGUUGAGUUAAAUAAUUUGCUCUAUUUCUAUGCUAAUCAUGGAUAGAAAUUACAAUUACAGAUAGAAGACAAAUUGGACACAAAUGUUUGGUGCAUUUAUAAGCAGUGUUGGGAAUAUCGGUGUUAGUAACGCCAAUAUUUUUUUACCAGUUACGGGUAAUCUAAUUAAUUACUAUUCCAGUUACUGAGUACGUGAGUAGUCUUAAUUAUUUACAGAACUACUUUUUACUUGGGUCAUAUUAUUCUAAAGUAACUCUUACUUGAGGAAAAUAUUUGGCUAUUCUACCAACCUCUGUGAAGGAGUACUAAUUCAAUUACUUUUUUGGGUAACUAGUAACUAUAACUAUUUACAAAUAAUUUGUCCAACACUGUUUAUAAGUAAUAAAGCCAGAGGGACUUUAACAACUGAAGUGUUAGGCUAUCCAGUCUUCGACAACGACAGUUCUGCAGAUGCAUGUGUUACUUGUUUUUCCCAUCCCUUUCCUUGUUUUUCAGUGAAGGAAAUAAGAUGCUGAAUGGAAAAUUUGCAAUUGCAAGCUCCUGUUAUGUUGCUACCAACGCAACCUUGAAGUCACUUUAAUUGCUAGUCUGCACUUUUUAAACCACACUUGUUUUACUAAAAAGAAUUUGAAUCUUACUUGUAUUUACCAGCGGAUCUGUCUGCCACAAAAAGUGAAUGCUUCACCAAUCAGAUAUUGGACUAUUGACAAGCUCAUUACAGUCCAUUAGAUACUGACGGAUAUGAGCGGUGGAAGGAAUAUCCUGAGGCUCUUCGCAAUCCCACUGACAUACCUUCCAUAGACGUAGCGGUUUCCGAAGACAGGUCCAACACCUGAGGUGUCUGAGGUAGUCAAAAAACUGCUCAGCGGCAAAGCUCUGGAUGUUGAGGGACUGUCUUGGUUGACAAGUAUCUCCAACAUUGCGUGGAAGUCAGGAACAGUACCUCUGGAUUGGCAGACCGGAGGGAUGGUCCCUCUGGGACUGGAGGGUGACUGGAGAGUGUGUUCUAACUAUAGGGGGAUCACACUCCUCAGCCUCCCUGGGAAAGUCUAUUCCAGGGUGCUGGAGAGAAGGGUACGACCGUUAGUCGAACCUUGGCUCCAGGAGGUACAAUGUGGUUUUCAUCCUGGUGGCAGAACACUGGUCCAGCUCUACACCCUGGCAAGGGUACAUGGAGGCUUGACCAACCGGUCUACAUGUUUUGUGGACUUGGAAAAUGCAUUUGACUGUGUCCCUCACGGUGUCGUCCUGUCAAAGGUGCUCCAGGAGUGCAGGGUCAGUGGCAUGCUGCUACUUGCCAUUCGGUCCUUGUUCACCUGCUUUGCAUUGCCAGCAGUAAGUCAAGCCUGUUCCCGGUGAAUGGUAGCCCUCGCCGGCUACCCUUUGUUACAGAUUCUGUUCAGAAUUAUUAUUGACAGAAUUUUUAAGCUCAGCCAGUGCGUCGAGGGAGUCCAGUUUGAGGGCCUUAGGAUGUCUUCUCUGCUAUUUGCAGACGAUGUGGUCCUGAUGGCCUCAUCAAGCUGUGACCUUCAGUGUUUACUUGGACGGUUUGCAACUCAGAACCUCCAAGUCUGAGGCCGUGGUUCUCAGUCAGAAAAGAUUGGAUUGUACCCUUCGGGUCGGGAGUGAGGUCUUCUCCGAGGUAGAGGAGUUCAAUCAGGACGUUUAGUGUGUUAGGUUUACAGAUGAAUCGGUGCACCAUCUGUAGUAAUGUCGUCGUUGUGCUGGAGGAGUAGUUGAGGUGGCUCUGGCAUCUAGGCCAAAUGGCUCCAGACAUCCCCCUGGUGAGGUGAGGAGGCCCCUGGGCAGACCUAGGACACGCUGAAGGGACCAUGAUCACAUCAGACCAUCAAAGCUGGUCUGGGAACGCUUCGGUGUCCUCCCAAUGGAGCUAGAAGUUGUGGCCAGAGACCGAGAAGUCAGGGCUUCCCUUCUGACACUGCUGCCACCUGCAACACGGAUCUGGAUAGGUGGAAAAAAAAUGGAUGGAUGGAUAGAUACUGAUGAUGCACAAAAGGGCAGACAGGUAAGAAACGGUGGGACCAUUACAGUACAUAGAAGCUGUGUGAAACCAGACCAAAUACGUGAUGAAUGAUGAUGUUUGUUUAGAAGACGACGGGGACAACAAAAUAUUAUCGUCCAGCCUUCUUCUGCUGUUUGUCGGCAUCUUGGAAAAGCUAUCGCAUGCGGUAUCUGUGAAGCAUCCUGAUGUUUAUUUUUACUCGUUACAACAGUGGAAUUAUUAAUGUUGUUAUGGUGUUUGUCUCUCCUGAACCACCAUUUGUGCAAAUACCAACUUGCAGUCCCCGGUAAUGAGUGUUGAAGCACUUACAAGUUUUUGUGUCUUUUACUAUGUGCUCUUUUUAGGGGGAAAAACCCCACACAUUUAAGUAUUACACACUUCUUUAAAAAGCUGUCAGGAGUGAAUAUCACUUGUGUCACUUUUUUCACAUUUCGAACGCACUUCUUAAAAAUGGUUUGCUCAUAUUCAAUUGGUUUGUUUUUCUCCUUCUAUUGGGAUGCAGGACAUCAUCAACUGUUGUGCCGCGUGAUCACACACUACCCCUGUCAUGAGUCAUGAGUCAUGUGUGCACGCGUGCGCCACGCUUGAGCAUAAUUCACAUACAAGACAGAGAAUGAAAAUACUGUGAGAGAGGAGUUUUGAAAUGGUUUCAUGGAUGACGUAAUGGGCUGUUUCAGAAGUCAGCACAGCAAAAUGCGUUAAAUGUAGUCAAUUCUUACUGAUGGUUUUGCUAUCAGAUCUGAAACACAGGUUUUGCCCACUUCAUGUACACUAUUUGAUGCUUGUUAUAUGGUUUCACUCCCAAAAUGUUACAGACUGUUUUAGCGUCCACGUGGGGGUAUUUAUAUAUGGACAUUCAUAUUCUGUUGCAUGUAUAUACAAUUAAAAUGGAAUAUUUAUAAUAAAACUCACUAUCACUGGUCUGGCUCUUUUUGCGCUUU
Messenger RNA from Dunckerocampus dactyliophorus (ringed pipefish), 7266 nucleotides. Its product is annotated as probable G-protein coupled receptor 158. Gene Ontology annotation, cellular component: membrane. The record is from RefSeq and is a predicted model, not a curated record. The transcript is spliced from 13 exons. Gene Ontology annotation, molecular function: G protein-coupled receptor activity. Bases 277 to 4110 code for a protein of 1277 amino acids. Gene Ontology annotation, biological process: G protein-coupled receptor signaling pathway. Lineage: Eukaryota; Metazoa; Chordata; Actinopteri; Syngnathiformes; Syngnathidae.